AUGCCGGACAAAUCGUCAAUCAGAACAGUGACUUCGCAAACGACAAAAGACCCCCGGGCCAAAGGCCAAAAUCAAACGUCUUCGCAGUCCACUGAACCUGUCGAACGCAAAGCAAGAACCGAGAGAAACAACGAAGUCUUAGAGGUAACUUUAUUGCAGAUAGGAAUUUUACUUACCACCGCUGAGCACUCCAAUUGGCAGUCGAAUCUCAAACAGAUAGAUUAUAUCAUCAAACAAGAGUCAGACUCCUUGUACUUGCGAACAUAUUUCUACGAGAGAGUCUUCAAACUAGCAUUUGCCAAACCCUUUAGUACGACUGUUGAACCACAGGAGCAUAUUGCUGCAUCACUUUUCGAUCGUCUUUUUGUUGACCCAGCUUCGCAUUUCUAUUUGGCGAUAAUUGCUGGUACAGUCAAAGAUUUUUCAUACUUCGACGUCUUCACAUUCGUAUCGAGACAUCACUUUGAUCCCGUUAUCGAAUUUGCACUUGUUGUUCAAUUUGCAAAUACCGCUCAGAACGACAGAGUAAACCAGUACGUCUCGGACAAGCUAAUUGUUGUUUCAGAACUCGUGAACACCAGAACCACCGAGGAAGAUAAAACUUGGCAAAAUCUUCUUCUUGACUGCGUUUUAAUUUACGACAACGUCCCAUUCCUCCACAAAGUUUUAACUCUCGGAUUCUUCGACGCUUACGAACUGGAAAUUCACCCCGUGAGACAAUUUUUGAAAUCAGUCUUAGAAAUGUCUUUUAAAGAUCUUUUGAUAGAAAUUGGUGCUGAGAACCUCAUCCCGAGAAAACUCUUACCAUCACUUCUAAAUCUCAAGCCCUCAGAAAUUGAUAAUAGCGUGGCCCUUUUACUUGCUGAGGUAUUAAUUCCUGGAUCUCAAGGUCUUGCGAACUCAAAUGGUGGCGUGACCGCUCUCACGUUUGUCAAUAAUUUACCGGAGGCUAAUGCCAAAGGUGCACAAUUGCAGGCGUGUUUCAAAAAUGUCGAUUCGUCGGCCAACAUCAAUUGGUUCAAUGUAUUUGCCCAUGUUCAGGAUUACCUUUUUGAAGCAUCAAAAAGAAACAGCCAGCCCUCAUUGGCAAGCGUCACUCAAUUUUUGGCCGCACUCGACUUCAAACAAGGCCUAGCUGACAUCUUUUUGACUCACGACUGGUGGUUUGAUAAAACACUUUUAUUCAUCUUGCAAUCGAUGCCAACGCAACAGGGCGCCUUUGAUAUCCUUGCCUCCCAAAAUCUCACCUUGUGUUACGAGAAUGAACAAGAUGACAGAAAUCUUCUCAAGUUUGUGAAUAUUGCAAAACUAGAGGUUCAAGUUAUGGCUAAGAUUUCCUCGCAAACGGCGCAACAGAAUCAACUGCUAUCUGAAGGGGAUAAAAAGUUUGACUUUUGGCUCGCUCAGAUGUUUGAGAUACAUUGUACAUCUCAGCCUUAUCACGUUAUUGCCGGAGCUUUGGCAAUACCCGAUAAGUCUCCAUAUAUCCUUGAUCGUAUCAACAUGUUGUUUGCGAUCAUAAUGGAUAAAUCUGGACAGGAUGAGAACUCUGGGCACCUCAAUGAAGUCUUAAGCAAGUUCAAAGAGCUUGACGUUAACCUUGCCAUCACCCAGCUUAUUGCAUACUACAGAGGCUCAAGGAAGCCCGAAGCACUCACAAAGGUCAUUCUGGUAGCUACAUCUUCAGGAUUGCUAGAUGAACUUUUGAAAACCGCCAGGUCGAUUGACUAUGUUCUCUACUUAAACUUCAUCAUCGAAGCGACAAAUUUUGGGUAUGAUCUCAGACCAGCCUUUGAAGCUGACUCCAAAGACGCAAUUUUGCGCGAAACAUUUUACAAUGCAUUAGUCGAAAUAUUGGAAGCCAGAACUGCUCACGAUUUUGAGAAGGGUCAACAAGAUCAACAGCAACAACAAUUGGCGAACGAGACACGUCCUUCUGAUGGCAGUAGGGCUCUAAAAGUGUCGAUUGUGUUUCGUCUACUUGAAAUCAUAAAGAGUUCACAAGGUCUAGUGGAUGCGGAUCAUCUCAAGAACUUGCAAUUAUCGCUCCUCACAACUUACCCCAGGCUCAUAAACUUUGGAACUGGUCAUGACGAGGCAAUUUUGGCAAACGAGUCUCAAUUUUCUAAUGUCUUCCCCCCUCAAGUUGAGCAAGAAAUGAAGGCUUGUUACUCCAAGAUGUAUAAUAAAGAUGUUGAGAUUAAAGAAAUCGUCGACAUGUUGGCUCGAAUGAAACUGAGUGACGUACCUCACGAUCAGGAUGUCUUCGCGUGCAUGAUUCACUCAUUAAUCGACGAGUAUCGCUUCUUUUCGGAGUACCCCCUCACCGCAUUGGCCUCAACGUCGCUUCUUUUUGGCGCUCUUUUGCAGAAAGACCUCAUUCAAGGAACCACAUUGACGGUCGCUCUCAAUUUCAUUUGGGAAUCAUGUAACCAGCCUCAAGAUUCGCACUUGUUCAAAUUUGCAGUGCAAUCCUUAUACAACUUCAAAUCGAGGCUUCAUGAGUACCCGAUGUAUUGCAAACAUCUACUUACUUGUCAAUCAUUGUCAGCUCAUGCCAAGAUGUACCAGAUUGUCAAGGAUGCCUCGGUUGGAAUACCUUGUCCCGACUCAAAUGUGUCUCAAGGAGCUCGCGGAGAGACAACCACACCCGUCAAAGAUGAACCGAAAGUAGUGUACAAUUCGAUUGCACAAGUUUCUAAGAAUGUUGGUUUCGCUGCACAGGAAGAACCCGAUGAGAGUACAUCUGACAAACUCUUGUUCUCAGUCAAUAAUAUGACAGCUGACAACGUUGCAUCUAAGAUACCCGACAUCAAGGGGCUACUUCAGGAGAAGUACUUUUCGUGGUUUGCCAGGUAUCUCGUUAGUGAGAGAGCCAAGACCGAGCCUAACAACCACGGCUUGUAUGCAUCUUUGAUAUUCGCUUUAGAAGACAUAAUCUUUUAUGAGACCGUUCUAAACACAACGUUGUUAGAAGUGCAGCGUCUUCUAGGCAAAUCAAAGGAUACGACGAUGGAAAGAACUCAUGUCAAGAAUCUCGGAGCCUGGCUUGGUAAGAUCACUCUUGCUCAUGACAGACCCCUCAAGAGAGACCAGAUUGCUCUCAAGUACCUUCUACUUGAGGCCUUUGAUUUCAGCACUCUUCAUCUCAUUAUUCCGUUUGUCUGUAAGGUUCUUGACCAGGCUAGCAUUUCAAAAGUCUUUAAGGCUCCUAAUCCAUGGGUCUUGGGAAUUGCGAGUGUGUUACUAGAAUUAUAUGAAUGUGCUGACUUGAAGUUGAACUUGAAGUUUGAAAUUGAGGUGCUUUUGAAUUCAUUGGGAUUAAGCGUGAAAUCCAUCGAGCCAUCGACUCUCGUGAGGCAACAUAACCCCAAACCUGAAGCUUUGGCCGCAUUAUUUGGUGUCAGACAGGAGAUCAAUGGCCUACCAGGCGGGUUUGGACGAGCUUCAAAUGAGUUGCCUGAGCAAGACUUGCAGUUGCAACAACAAUUGCAACAGCAAGCUGUAUUGAUGCAACAACAACAGCAACAACAACAACAUCAACCACCACAGGGUCUCGUGGGUCAGUCCCAAAGACAAGUGGAGGAAGAAAGUGUUCACCCCUCUGCCGUGAACCAAUUAGAUGCAUCUUUCAGCAACUUGGCCGGCAACACAGUGUUCACGCAAAAUCCAAAUCUUAGGCGUGCUCUUCAAGCGUCUCUAGCUCGAGCAGUUCGCGAGUGUGCGGUCCCAAUCUUGAGUCGUGUUUCGGAGGCUGUCUUGACAACCACCGAGGCCUUGGUGAAGAAAGAUUUUGCUACUGAGGGAGAUGUGCUUAAAUUUAAGAAAGCCUACCUUAUACUUGCUCAAAAGCUUACGCAUAGCAUGGUGGUUUGCACCGGCCGCAAAAUUUUGGUCGAGACAAUCGAGGCUACAAUGCUCCAAUUGUUGAGCAACCAGGUCAACCCUAAUGAGCUUCCAUUGAAUGAGCUUAACAUCGCAAUUCAAAGUAACGUUGAUUUGUGUGUGGAGAUUGUCGAGAAGUUGGCUUCAAGCAAUAUUGGUGAGUUGAUUGAAGAACGUAUGAGAUCACAGGUACACGCGAGAGAGAUGAAUCCCACAGGUGAACCCUUCCGCAGUGAUAAUGCAUCAGAAUACGCCCUCCAGUUACCACCUCCUUUAGGUUUGCAACAAGAUGGGUUGCAUGAGUCACAAUUGAACAUUUACUACUCAUUUGGCUCAAACACUGUUGGGCGGGCGGAACCGCAAGGUGCUCAAGGACAAACUCCUCAAUUGUCAGUUCCGCAGCCGCAUGUCCAGCCUCCAUCUGCGCAAACACCCGGUACCCAACAAGUUCCUCUUAGUGUUCCACAAGUCGCUCCGGAAGGUUCAUCGGGUAGAGGAAGCGUUCCCUCUCAGAUCACACCUCAACAAGCCUCUGCAGUCAUGCAAUCCGACGAUGGUGCCACGGUGGACCAGUUGUGCGCCAUAAUAACACAAAUGUGUGAGAAGAUCAUCCAGAUGUUGGGAUCAGUGAAGGAGAAUACAUUAAGUGAACUCUCAGCAGAUCACCCAGUUUUGCAGACUGUGUCUCAAGCUUUAAAUUUAUGUCAAAGUAAUGCUUUGAAGCAUCCAGAUCUCCUUCUCAAGGUCGCACAAUAUGCUGUCAACUGUUUGUUCACGCAAACACACGAAAAUCCAAUGAGCAGCGAAAUCUUCGUUGUCAUAUUAGAUCGUUUAUGUGAGUAUUCGCCCUCUACAGCGAAAGACGUUACUUGGUGGAUGGUGCAUUCAGUCGAUCAAAGAAAGUUCAAUAUGCCAGUUAUUUUCUCAUUGAUGAGAGUACAAUUGGUCUCACCAACGAAACUCGAUGGUCCAAUUGGUAAGCUUAUCCAAGAGUCUCAAAGCCCCGUCUUAGUCAAGUUUGCAGCAACCUUAUUGUUGAAGGUUUUCAGUGCGGAUGAACCUCGUCCUAUAGCUUUAAGAUCUGAUUUCGCCGUGACGUUGUCAGCUCUUUCCAAGUACGUUGGAGAUGAUGGAUCCACUGAGGCCAUACAAGCUACGGCUGCCAGAGACGAAUUGUUUGAGUUCCUCAAAAAGUCAACUUUGCCUUCGCUUCCUACUAUUGCAAAUAAGCCUCCAAGCAUGUACGUUCAGAGUGGGUAUUUGUUUGCAGAAUGGACAAAGCUUUUGGGUCACGGUGACGAGACAGUUGCUUUGCAAAAGAAUUUUAUUGACGCCCUUUUUCACAAUGGUUUCUUAACAGAACCCUCUAAAGUCGAAGUAUUCUUCAAGGCCGCUACUGAAAUAUCUGCCGGCUCGUUUUCCGCAGAACAUGAGAUCAGAAGUCGUACUCAAAGAGAGGUUUUCUUGGCGGUUGAUUGCCUCGCUACAUUGAUCAUUAGAGUUGUUUUGAGGUUCUCAAAGGCUAAAGCCGAGGAUGCAAUUGAAUGGUUGAAAACUGUUAUUGGUGUGACUUCCUUAGUGCUUAUCGAGGAACACGAACUUGCCAAGGCUAACUGGAACGAAAGAGCUUACUUCAGAAUUUUUUCGACUAUGUUGUGCUCUUAUGCCAGUGCCUCUGUCCGUGACGCACACGCCACAUCACAUCUAGACGAGCAAUUCUAUUGUCUCUUGAGUGAAGUGUUUAACAGUAUCCAGCCUACCAUAUAUCCCGGAUUUGCAUUCGCCUGGAUACCCUUGAUUUCUCACCGCAUGUUCCUCCCAAAGCUUAUCGAGCUCCCCAACAAAGCGGGCUACACAUCAGCUGUUAGAUUGUUGACGGCUUUGCUCAAGUUUCAGAACGUGUAUUCCCGAGACGAGUCCAGUCAUAGCGACGUGAUAAGUGUGAUCUAUCGUGCCAUUAGCCGUAUCUUCGUCGCUUUGAGCCAUGACUAUCCAACGUUUGUUGUCGAAUGCCAUUAUCAAUUGGUUAGCGCCAUUCCCUCGAGCUACAUUCAGUUAAGAAAUGUGGUGUUAUCUGCUACCCCCAAGGGUGUGGUUCAAGAAGACCCGCAUAAUUUAAGUCUUGGCUUGGAAGAAAUUGGCGGUGGGACCACUGUGCCAUCAGUAUUCUACAACCCGGUGCAUGACCUUGUAAAGGUUGGGUUGAAAAAGCCUGUGGAUAAUUACUUGAGAAUACCAGCGCCUGGUUUGAUGCGUACUAUUCACGCUGGUACCAAAUUAAACCAUCCUAAAGACUCUGCUGACUAUGGAUUUGAGGUGGUUCACUAUAAUGUGAAGUUGAUUAAUGCUCUUGUCUUGCAUGUCACCACAUCGGCUAUCGAGGAACGCUCCCAGAAAAGCGGAUUGCCUUUUGGUCCGCAGUCUUCCCAUGCUAGCUUGAUAGUGGACCUCUUGAACAUUGGAUCGACAGAAUUCCGUUACCACCUUUUGUGCGCCAUUGUGAAUCAGCUUAGAUAUCCUAAUGGCCACACGGUCUGGUCCGUGCAAUUGUUAGUACAUUUGUUCAGCGGAGCUAAUUGGAACUCUGACAUUGUUCAGAGCGAGGUACAAGAGAUCAUUUUGAGAGUUCUUCUUGAAAGAGCGGUUGUUAAGCCAAGGCCUUGGGGUCUCACAGUUGUUACGAGAGAGCUCACUGACUUCAACAAGAUGUCUAGAGUCAAAAGAAUCGCCAAGGAGCUUGAAGAAUGUCGCCAAGAUACACAGAGUGGUGUCAAUCUCGAACUUGUUAAUGAGAGCGACUUGACACAUUUGACUGGCUACUUUCAGGGACCCCCUGGUACCCCGUACGAAAACGGUGUCUUUAAGGUUGACAUUGUGAUCCCCAAUGAAUAUCCAUUCAAACCUCCAGUGAUGAAGUUCAACACAAAAAUAUAUCACCCCAACAUUUCUUCUGUGACAGGUGCCAUUUGCUUGGACAUUUUGAAGGAUGCCUGGACUCCAAUCUUGACAUUGAAGUCUUCCUUGAUUUCUUUGCAGUCGUUGCUCCAGUCCCCCGAACCCAAUGAUCCACAAGAUGCGGAGGUCGCUAAGCACUACAUCACCAACAAGAAGGGAUUUGAGGACACCGCAGCAUACUGGACCAAGCUUUACGCUGCUGACGAAGGUUCUGUUGGAAAGACCGAGGUAAGUGAUGCUGCUCUUUACGGUAUUUCUGAGGAUAUUGUCACACAAUUCGAAAACAUGGGCUUCCAAAGACCUACCACAAUCGAUGUGUUGAGAAGAAUGGGCGUCAAGAGUUUUGAUGGAGUGAGCAACAGAGCAGAAUUAGAGAAUAAGAUCCUUGAGGAGUUAUUGAAGGAAAGUCAAUAA
Candidozyma duobushaemuli is the source of this 7254-nucleotide messenger RNA. RefSeq names its product CCR4-NOT core subunit (gene CDC39). The coding region runs from base 1 to 7254 and encodes 2417 amino acids. Gene Ontology annotation, molecular function: molecular adaptor activity; protein binding. NCBI's taxonomy places the organism in Eukaryota, Fungi, Ascomycota, Pichiomycetes, Serinales, Metschnikowiaceae. The transcript is spliced from 3 exons. Gene Ontology annotation, biological process: nuclear-transcribed mRNA catabolic process, deadenylation-dependent decay. The record is from RefSeq and is a predicted model, not a curated record. Gene Ontology annotation, cellular component: P-body; CCR4-NOT core complex.